Molecule: messenger RNA, 1292 nt
Organism: Periconia digitata
Lineage: Eukaryota; Fungi; Ascomycota; Dothideomycetes; Pleosporales; Periconiaceae
Source: the annotation of a GenBank genome assembly
CUUCGCGUAUCACUCUCCGUCAGCCUGUCACUCCCCUAUGCCUACCGGUAGUCCGAACGCCAUACCGGAGUUUUAUUAAGCUCUCCACCAUGAGUGCAAGGAUCACUCCAUAUGCAAUUGCAGUUCCCGCUACUGCCCUCGCAACACUCCAAAAAAAGCUCUCGCUAGCAAGUCUCCCUGGCGAGACCAGUCAAUCUGAAGAAUGGGAAUACGGCGCCCCACGAAACGACAUCAAGCGAUUAGUGGAGCAUUGGCAGACGAAGUUCGACUGGAGACACGCGGAAAGCGAGCUCAAUAAGCUCCCCCAAUUCACUACCAACAUCUCCGUGGAGGGACACGAAUCUCUUCAAAUCCAUUUUGUCCAUAAAAAAAGCAGCAGUCCGAAGAGCAUUCCUCUUUUGUUCUGCCACGGAUGGCCAGGCAGUUUCGUUGAAGUUGCUAAAAUCCUACCACUCCUUUCGGCUGGUGACGAUGAACCCUCAUUUCACGUUGUAGCCCCAUCUUUGCCAAAUUUCGGAUUCUCGCAACGUACGUCGAAAAUUGGGUUCGGCAUACGACAGCACGCAGAAGUAUGUCAUAAAUUGAUGAUUGAGCUUGGAUACAGUAAAUACGUCACUCAAGGCGGCGAUCUGGGGUUCUUUGUCACUCGAGCGAUGGGGGAACUAUACCCGGAGUCUAUUCUCGGUUCCCACUUGAACUUCAUCGUGACAAAGCCUCCAUCUCCGAUCUCGUCUCCCCUACUUAUUUUGCAGUACCUGACUGGUUGGCUCACUUCCCAUGAGAAGGAUGGACUGAAACGAACGCAAGAAUACAACGAUUCUGGAUCUGGGUAUCGGCAUAUCCAGCAAAGCAGACCGCAUACCAUUGGUUUUGCUCUCGCUGAUAGCCCUGUUGCGCUUCUUGCGUGGAUUUAUGAAAAACUUCACGAUUGGACUGACAACUACAGCUGGACAGACGACGAAGUGCUCACUUGGGUUAGCAUUUAUCUUUUCAGUUCUGCUGGUCCAGAGUCCAGCGUGCGAAUAUAUCAUGACCUCAUGAAUCCGAAGGCCGACAUCAACAUGGGCAUCCUGUUGAAGUACAACAAAGUUUCCUUGGGCAUCUCCUACUUCCCACGUGAUGUCGUAGUUCUUCCUAGUUCGUGGGGAAGAACCUUGGGCCCUGUAGUCUUUGAAAAACGGCACGCAGAGGGCGGACACUUUGCUGCGCACGAGAAGCCGGAACUAUUGGUGCAAGACAUCAAAGCGUUCGUUCAGAAGUUGAAUAUUUCUGCAACGCUGACAGGCAAAUAG